ACGCUAACACAGGGCAACUUGUUGCCUUGGGAGUCUGGUGUCUUCAAGCAGAUUUUUGAAUCAGAGGAAGCUGUGAGCUGGAACGAUUCCUUCGACUUGCCUCAACUGCCGAUACCAGAUGAUGCAGGUGAGAUCCUGCCUCCUUCUGAGAAGAAGCGGAGAGUUGAGGAGUCUGGGAUGCUGCCAGGGAUAUGCUUCUCUGUGGUUCGGAAGGGUCCUGGGAUUUCUUGGGAAGAGCAACGUGAUCGCGACUUCGAUAGGGCUAUUGCUCGAUGGUCUUUUGUGAUAAUCAAGUGGUCCGAAGUGAGCCCUGAUUUAUUGGUGUGCCGGAGCCUGCUCGAUUGUGACACGAUCGACGAAAGGACGGACGUCCUCAAGGACUGGCUGCAUCCGAAGGCCCCUGGAACUCUUCUCAAGCGUGUCAACUCUUUGCUCCGCUACCAUAAGAGUGCCGGUUGGUCUGAGGAUGUUUUUCCGUACAAGGAAGCCAAAGUUUAUGAGUACAUGAGUGCCGCCAGAUCAGGGGGAGCAAAACCUUCGCAAAUGCGAGCUUUAAGAGAGGCCAUUAUCUUUGCCAGACAUAUGUUCACCAUUCCGGAGCUUGAUGCAGUGAUCAGCAGCAGGAGAUGCUUGGGUGUGUCUCUUCGUGGACAAAAAAGGCGUGCUCGGAAGAGGGCCGACCCGCUCACUGUCAAGAAUCUUCGAUUGCUGCACGCGAUGCUGCGGGACCUAACUGUACCGGCAUGGGAUCGGGUCUUUGCUGGGGCUACUUUGUGCUGCAGUUACAUGCGAUCGAGGUGGUCAGACUUCCAGCAUGCCUCUAGUUUCCAAGUGGAGUACGGAGAGGGGGGCGAAAGGCUUUUCCUGGAGUACACGUGUGAGGUCUACAAGACAGUUAACUCGAAAUUCUUCGCUGGACAGCCCAUUCGAUUCGUGGCGCCGGGACGGGGCAUUGUUGAUGACAACUGGCUCGACUUGUGGUACGAGGAGAUCGCUCGAUGGCUGCGCAAGGUUUGCGGUGAUCGGGAACACCUUCGGACUUCGGGCCACACUCUUAAGCGAACUUUCUUAACGAUGGCGACGAAGAGGGGAGUGGAGCACCUGGACCGUCUUGUUCUCGGUGGCCAUGCAAACUCAGCAGGCAUGGCCGAUGUCUACGGGGGAGAUGAACUUGCUAGACCGCUGCGCUUGCUCAUUGCUUUGAUCUACGAAAUCAAGUCAGGAAUUUUUGAUCCCGACGCAGGCCGUGCUGCGUACCUUAAGGGCGGUGGCUUAACGGAGCCGCGAUUGGGUGGAUCUUCGCCACCAAGACGGGAUCCAUCUUCAGCUGGGAACUCUUGGCUCCGGGUGGACCAAUUCGGCAAGGAGUCCGACGAUGCUAUGUCGCAGGGGAACAACGACCGUUUGGACGCCGAAGGCUUGGAUUGUCUGGCGAACCCUCCUCAUGAUGCUGCUGGAGACGCGGAGGAGGCGGGUACUUCGAGCUUGCCCGAACAAGGCGUUCUCGAGGCCGGGGAUGAUGCUGCCGAGGCUGAUGAUUCGAGCUCCUCCAGCUCGAGAUGGUCACCGACUUGUACAGACCUCCGGGCAAGAUCCGUUAUGACUCCUCCGUUUGCCGACCGCCCCACGCAGGCGGAGAUGGACGCUUUUGCUACUCGCAUCCUUGGUGCCGCGCCGCGCCUUGGUGACAUCGCAUUGCUUAAGCGGCUCAUGUUCGAGGCUUGUACGUACGUGAUCGCCCAGCUGCGGCAAUCUGUACAAGGCGAGACCUCGGAGACCCCGCGAAAGUUGCCUUUGGCAGAGAAGGCGGCACGGGCUGAGGACCAAAAGCGUCGGCUCGUUGGCGUGCACAUCGAGCGUGACAUGAUUCCAUCGCACGCCCUUGUGGACCUGUGUUGCCACAUGCUGGACGUGGGGGUCACAUGGAUCUCGCCCGGCAAAUGCACUAGUCGCGAGAGCGAGAUACAAUUGUCAACCAAGGACACAGCGUCCUUUGACUCUCCGAUCAAACUUCAGUGGUGCUUGCAGAGACGUGGACUGGCUCUUGACCAGGCGGACCGCGAGGCAUGGUUGAUCAUGGCAUCCGAAGUUAAGUCGCUUAAGGUCACAGCUGCCGGUGACUUCCCGCUGGGAGUGGCGCUUGAUGCACUGAGAACCGACCCUCGAAUCACCAUGUACCUCAUGGCUACUUGGGGCCGGGCACCGGACGUCAAGCCUGUCGAUGUUGAUCACCCGCCGCCAGUUCAUAAUAAGCCCGGUGAAGGUCUUUCUAGGUCCGCCAAGCGCAGACGCAGGCUGAAGGCCGCAGCUUCUUCGCGCACUACCACUCCCACCGGCAAGGCCCCGUCUGCAGCUCGCACCAUGCCUGCAGAGCUCAAGGAUGCUCACCAGAAGGCCGAGGAUGGCACGCCGAUUUGUUGGGACCACAAUUGUGGCGGCUGCAAGAACAAAACGGAGGGCGACCCUCCCAGGUGCAAUCGGGGAGUGCACAUCUGCGCUUACUGUCGCCGGGUUGGUCACUCCUUCCGCAACUGCCGUGCUCGGAGCUGGAAGGGUGCUGGCAAAGGCACAGGGCCACACGUGGCCGGAUAUUCCUUUGAUGCCGUCAUUUCUUCUUUUGACACUAAG
Molecule: messenger RNA, 2628 nt
Organism: Symbiodinium necroappetens
Lineage: Eukaryota; Dinophyceae; Suessiales; Symbiodiniaceae
Source: the annotation of a GenBank genome assembly